AUGGUGGAUCUUCAAACUCAUGAAGCUUUCUUCAUCUGGUCUAAUGGGAGAAGUGCUGCAUGUCAAGACUUUUCUCUUAUAGAGGAGGUCAUUGUCAAUCUCUUAGAUGACAUCAUGAAAAAUCUACUAACCGUUACUCCCUCAAUAGAGGAAAUCUCUUCUUAUUUUUUUAAUCUCAGUAAAGAUAGCUCUCCAGGCCUAGAUGGUUUUGGUGGUGUAUUCUACCAAACAUAUUGGAACAUUGUCAAGCAUGAUGUAUACAAGGAACUCAGCGAAUUCUUCACUUCAGGAUGGAUCUUUCCAAACUUCAAUUCCAAUACCAUUAUCCUUCUAUCUAAAUCCAAAGAUGAUAACACUGUGGAAAAGUUUAGGCCCAUUGCUAUGGCCAAUUUCAAAUUCAAGAUUAUCUCCAAAAUCUUGGCAAAUAAGUCUGGUUUCUCCUCUAAGAAAUUUCAUUGGAUUUCCACCAUCUUGUUUUCAGCUAAUCUAUAUCUAGAAAUCAAUGGUUCUCAUCAUGGAUACUUCAAGUGUGUCAGGGGUGUUAGGCUAUGGGACCCCCUUUCACCUUCACUUUUUUGUUUGGUAGAGGAAGUUCUUACCCGAGGAAUUUCUAAGCUAGUUUCGGUAGGUAAUUUGAAACCAAUGAUGGCCAUAAGGACCUUGGGUGUUCCAAUUCACAUUCUCUAUGUUAAUGAUAUUCUAAUUUUUCGCAAAGGUACUGCUUCUAACAUCCAAGCUCUCGCUUCUCUUUUCUCUUCUCUAGGAAUCUAA
Molecule: messenger RNA, 771 nt
Organism: Vicia villosa (hairy vetch)
Lineage: Eukaryota; Viridiplantae; Streptophyta; Magnoliopsida; Fabales; Fabaceae
Exons: 4
Coding region: 1-771 (256 amino acids)
Source: RefSeq, a predicted model, not a curated record